UAAAUCCGAUUUGACUUUUAUAAUCUUAUUAUAAACUAUAUUGCAUAAAAACACAUUUAUUGAUCCUCCUGAUAACACUAACCAGCACAUGCCUAUUAGUGGAAUUUAGGGAAAACGACACCCGCAUUAGUACCUAACUAGUUUAUUGCAUUCUAUGCUUAUGAACCAUUUUCAUUAUGACUUUAUUAACUUUUGUCAAUACUGAUACUAUUUUGAUAAAUUCCAAUAUUUUUAGGUUAAUUUAUUAAUCUUACACGAUAAACUUGGCCAACAAUACUUAUAUCGAUAAAAAAUAACGGAUAUCGAUAUGUUAUCGUCAGCGAAAAGAUUCAACAAAUUAUAUUCAGUACAUAUCAAGCGCAGACAUCGAACGGUUACAUAAAAUGGAGACUACUAGAGCGGAGAUGGAAACGUGGUUGGAUUGGUGCGUCCGAAAAAAUGACAUCAAGCAAUUGUGGGCUGCCCAACCUACAUAUAUAAUAUCUCAGGCCGUUUACGUUUUGGCUGGCCUCUUAACAUUAUUUCAUGCUUUUAAAAAAGGCGGAAGAUGGCCUUAUUUUUGGCUCGGUACCGUACUUCAUGGGAUUUACGCAGAUAACUUCUGGCAUUUCGUAUUGCCAGAGUACGAUAAUUUCUGGCAUUCGCAGACCCCUAUCAUAUUCCUGGGAGCCCGGCUACCCCUACAUAUAAUUUUGUUGUAUCCCGCAUUUAUUUACCACGCAGCGUAUGCAGUUUCAAAGCUGAAUUUUCCACGUUACGCGGAGCCUUUCGCGGUGGGCUUGGUUACUGUACUGAUAGAUAUUCCCUACGACAUUGUGGCGGUCAAGUUCGUACACUGGACCUGGCACGACACUGACCCUAACAUAUUCGAUCGUCACUACUGGGUUCCCUGGAACUCCUAUUACUUCCACGCUACAUUCACAGCAAGCUUCUUCUACUUCUUUACUGCGAUCAGAAAUUGGUAUGCGCCGAAAGUUGGACAGUGGGCUUCUGCGGGCAAAAAGGUGGAAUGGAAAACGUUAAUUCUAGCAACGAUCCUGGGGAUGCCAGGCGGUGUACUCCUCUUCGUACCGAUCUAUCACCCGCUCCACGACAUAUACAAAAUACAUUCAGAGAUCACAUUCUUCCUUUUGUUUGCGAUUUAUGGCACUUUCGUGAUCCACGGGCUGCUUAGCGAUAGAGAGAAAUCCAAGGAAAAACUUACUCUUAUAGAUUACAUCCUGAUACUGCAACUGGCCCUCCACUACGUAAUAUAUUGGAUAUUUGUUGUGUUCUUCCACCCAGAGAGGGAAUGGUCUACCGGACUGCACGAGCCGGUCGGUCCAUGCAACGAAGUAGCUAGUUUAGUCACGCCUUUUGGACAGACCUUGUACAAACGUAAGUACUUCUGCCCGGACCAGUACGACGAGGGUUACUUUGACUUCCACUGCGUCGGCGGCAAGAAGCCUCCAAACGGUGCUACUUGGUACACUAUUUGUGGUACGCCAUUCACGAAUCGUGCUGAAUAUAUUGUGCUGCUAACAACGAUCCUCUUCCUAGCCGCCGGCGUCUUCUACGGCCUUUACUUCAGAACUAUUCAGUCUGUACCAGUACCAACUAAGAAGCAGAAAACCAAAUAAAAUCUUCCAAUAACCAAAACGUCAAAUACAUUUUUUAAUUGAAGUAAAAAAUAAUAAUAAAACAUCACACUCGCAACAAAUGUUUUUUGGUAAUAAGAAAUGUAAUCUCGACAGUCUACCGUAUUUCGCUGCUGUUACUAUAUAAACACAGAUAGUCGUUGUGCACUAAAAGCUUAGCACGAAUUGUUCGAUAAAAGAAAAAUAAAUAAAUCCAGCUUAAAAUUGGUUUCUCAAUUUGUCGUGUAGUUCUUGCACAUUUAUCCUUCGAUAGCAUCCGAUUAUCCGAUGAAUAAAAUAUCAUAAAAUUAUUUUAUUGUACUCACCAAUCUUUUCUUGCAUAUUGUCCCAAGUCAUAAUCACGGCCUUGAAGGAAUUACCAGAGCAUUGAGCGGGGCAUUUCUGCAUUAAAGCUAUUUUGAAUUUGUUUGGGGGAGAAUUUGUUUGAUUAUGUAUAUCUCAAAAUGCUAAAGUAGGGGUUAGUACAUGUUUUUCUUUUUUAUUAAAUAGUACUGUCAUGUGUUUUGCUCAUUUUCAAGCUGCAAAUCGAUUUCUGUUUUUCAAAUUCCUUCCAUGCACUGAAUACACAUAAAAAUAUGUAUGUUCUGGGAGAAUCUUUAUUUUUAUCUUAUUUAAUUAUUGUUCUUUCUUUUAUUUACUCUGAACUUUUUUAAUGAAUUCAUGUAAUAAUUUUAAUAUGACAGUUUUUUUUUGUGUGUGUGUUUUAAUGUUUUGUGAUUUAAUUAGUUUGUGAAUUUUUUAAGAUAUUAUCGUUGAAUAAAUAAAUAGACAUUGUAUUUUA
Bombyx mori (domestic silkworm) is the source of this 2418-nucleotide messenger RNA. RefSeq lists its product as uncharacterized. NCBI's taxonomy places the organism in Eukaryota, Metazoa, Arthropoda, Insecta, Lepidoptera, Bombycidae. The record is from RefSeq and is a predicted model, not a curated record. The transcript has 8 exons. Bases 384 to 1619 code for a protein of 411 amino acids.